Messenger RNA from Rodentolepis nana, 1221 nucleotides. The record is from the annotation of a GenBank genome assembly. Lineage: Eukaryota; Metazoa; Platyhelminthes; Cestoda; Cyclophyllidea; Hymenolepididae.
AUGAACCGAAGGCCAGUUACUUGUGAAGCAUCAGAUGAUAUUCGCUUGGAUACUUAUUUAAAAAAUUCUUCAAAUCGAAAUUCUCAAUCCUCUCAUAAUUUAAUCAACCAUCGUGAAAACCCGGAUUCUAUUUCUAAGUCACGAUCUGGCGUUAAUGGAUUGAUUGGCCGUGAUAAAUUUAGGAACAAAACUGCUAAGAUACCAUCCCAGGAGCUUGAAGAUAUGGACCAACCAUUAAAUGGGCAGUACAGGCACUUCCCCCCUGCUGAUGAUGCUGGAGGUGAUAGUUCUGAUAUUCUGAAUUCCUCCUCUAUCGGUGAUGAUCAGUUGUCCCGUAGACGCUUGGUGUCUUCAAAUAAUGCCAAUAGCACUGCUACCAAUAACCCUACAUCUCGAGAUUCCGAUAUUGAUAACGAAGCCCCAGACCUCGAUGAGGAAGAUGAUGACCAUGACGGAAAUAACACAAAUGAGAUUUAUCACUUGCGUCGUCAACAACGAAGACAGCAACAAAGACUUCGUCGUCGUGACACCUCCUCAGCGUCAGUUUGCGGUGAUAGCACGUCCAGACGUAGACCACCGAUCAGUUUAUCCCGCUCCUCUACUCGGAUUGGACAGACUUCCAUUCCACCGCCUCCCUCGGAACCUCCACCUUCUCUACCUCCUUGUAUCGAUUCAAGUAGUCAGUACUCGAUGUAUCCGGUUCUGGGUGGUCAUAUGGGUUUCAACAUUACGAGCCAGCAGCCCUCUACUGGCACUCCUCCUACCAUGCUUCAUGUUACCGGUCUCCCUAUAAAUUAUUUGCCUCCUGGUGGGAUAAUGAAUGCUGGAGAUGCAAGUCACCAAUUUCUGCAGAUGCAACAAGCAGCUCUCAUUCAACAGCACCAGCAACAACAAUUGCAACAACGAAUCGCUUCCGUCAAUGCAGCCGCCGCUGCUAUGAAUGCAGCGUCUGGAAAUUCUUACCUUUCUGGCUUUGCUACGGUAGGACGUCCAAUGCGUAAUCCCCCUCUCAAUCAAGGUCAAAUGACGCUUCCCCACCAUCAGCCCAUCCCAAAUCUUGAACUCAUUUCCACUACUGCUCUCCUUCAAGCUCAUGUUGCAGCUCAAGCCCAGGCCCAAAAUAAUGCCGCACCAUCUGCUGGCGGUUCCGGAUCUGUUGUCUAUGAGAACUCCUACAAUUCUUUCCAAAGCUCCAGUUUUAACCCAUUUGGUGAUUCAUGA